CGCUCUGACACACUCGCUAUACAGUAAUAUUAGUUGUAUUGGAUUUUUACUGAAAUAUAUUGUUGAUAACCCGUGCUUCCAAUGCAGCACAGAGAACGGACUUAUCGAUAUAAGUUUGAGUAUUGAGGUUUAACACAACAUUAGCAAGUUUACAAUGGUUUAAUAAGCCUUACUGCCAAACAAAGAGAGAUGUGCGACCACUGUCACAUCAUGUAAAAGUAGGAAGUUUUGUAUUAAUCCGAGAAGCAAUGUCGUCUGCGCAGUUCAUUUCUGCACGUGAUGAAAUGGCCAUUGUUUAGGUAACGAAAUUAAAGACACCGGAAUUUAUUGCAGAAUAACAUGUGAAGUAAAGCUACCUAAAAGAUUUUUAUUUUGAUAUCUGCGGAAAAAUAUCGAUACGCAAUUAACGUUUAUGAAUAAAAGCAUGCAUUCAGAUUUGGAUUUUAUAGCCGCCUGUGCAAAAUAUAAUGGAUGUUCAUAGAAAAGCAUAAAAAUGACCAUGUAAAAAUAGUGGACCCCUGGGCACGCAUUUACCGACAAUAACAUUUUAAUGAUAAUAUACCGAACAAAAGCGUUUAUGGAAUUUUUGUACGACAACAUUUGUAAAAGCAAUAGAAAAUUACCAUUAAACCCGUGACUGCGCAUGUGCAAACAUAUACGAGAGAAACGAUUACAGUGGAUAAAUUGUGUAAAAGUGUGGAUAAUAUUGUUCUCGGGCAGCUGUCACAAUAUAGUAGUUACUGAAUACGGUAUGAAGACAAAGAGCUGGAGGAUGUUGGAAUUAAACAAGGUGUUAUAGGUAUAAGUAAAGUGUCAGAGAGAACGGUUAAAGAAGACUCAUCAACAUGUAGCAUCAUUUAAGUUCUUAGACAUUUAGAUAAAUAAAAGAAUACAGAAUAAAAAAAUCAUUGCUAUUCGUUUAGAACAUGAACAUCAAAACAACCCAGUACAAGACAGCUAAAAGUAACAAAGCAACACUGAAGUUCAUUUCACCAUGCAAAAGAAUAUAAGAUUCAACGAAAGUCAAUUGAUAUAUCUCGUUAGCAAGGCUAGAAGAGAAAAUUCAAAUGCCGGCUUCCUAUACAAGAAGAGUUCCGACACGGGCAAGUGGCAACAGCGAUAUUUCUUGCUUUACCAAAAUUUGAUGUUUUAUUUCGAGAAUGAGACCUCAUCCCGGCCCCUUGGGGUGAUACUUUUAGAAGGAAGUUACUGUGAACGAAUUAUCACCCCGCUUAAAGGAAAGGAAUCUGAAAAACAGAUGACAUGGAAUAAUUACAAGGUUGAGUACAUAUUCAACAUAACAUACAAAGCGGAAGGACAGAGGAAUUAUGAAUUGCGAACAGACACGGAAUCGGAAUGUAACGCCUGGAUCGACGCAAUACGAAGAGCAAGUUACAGUAAAGUUCUCGAGCAGAAGGAAGAACUUGAACAGAAACAUCUUCAUGUUAUACAGAUUCUGGAGAGUGAAAGGCAAGCAAAAUGGCACUAUGUUCAACAAACAGAAGAGCUUGCUACUGAAGUUAAAAAACUCAAAGCUGAGCUUCAGAAGUUCAAAAAAGACCGAGUGUCCAAUCAUACCGUAGAAGAUGAAACUGACGAAAUUAAAAAAAUCAAAAAGGAAGCACCGUGUUAUCUUCAGGAGGUGGACAAUGAACAGCAGGUCAUUUUAAAAGUUCAAAGUUUUUUUCGAGGCUGGUUGUGUCGGAGAAGAUGGAAGCAGAUCGUGGAGCUGUAUAUUCGUUCCCCACAUGCAGAAAGUAUGAGGAAACGUAAUAGCAUUGUAUUCAGUAUGGUAGAGUGCGAGGAAGAGUACAACCAGCAGUUGUCUACCCUGGUUACAUGUUUUUUACGACCACUCAGAAUGGCAGCAAGCUCUAAGAAACCUCCUAUUACACAUGAAGAUGUUAACUCAAUAUUUCUAAACAGUGAGACUUUGUUGUUUCUCCAUCAAAUAUUUUUCAAAGGUCUAUGUGCAAGACUUGAAAACUGGCCCACAUUAGUGUUGGGUGAUUUGUUUGACAUGUUGUUGCCUAUGCUGUGUAUAUACCAGGAGUAUGUUAGAAACCAUCAUUACAGUCUACAGGUUCUUGCCGAAUACAAACAAAAACCGGAAUUUAACAAUCUGCUAAAACGUUACGAGGAGAAACCUGCGUGUGAAACAAGGACACUAGAGAUCUUCCUUACUUAUCCUAUGCAUCAAAUACCCCGUUACAUCAUUACAUUACAUGAACUACUAGCACACACUCCACAUGAUCACGUGGAGAGAAACAGUCUAGAAUAUGCUAAAAGUAAACUGGAGGAAUUAUCUAAGAUUAUGCAUGACGAGGUGAGUGAAACCGAGAAUAUACGGAAGAAUUUGUCAAUCGAGCGUAUGAUUAUAGAAGGUUGCGAUAUUCUCCUGGAUGUUAACCAAACUUUUGUUAGACAGGGACCUUUACUUCAAGUUUUUCAGGAAAAGUCACGUACUAAUCGUGGACGUCUGCCAUCAUUGACAUCAUCAAAGAAGGAAGAGGUCCGACAGACAUAUUUGUUUACAAAUCAUCUUUUGCUCACCACUCGUGCAAAGGAAAAUGGAAGACUACACCUGGCAAAAAACUGCGGUAAAAUCCCCCUGGCUGAAUGUACAAUAAUUGAAGAUCCAGGUUCAGAUAUAUUCUUCUUUGAUGAAGACACAACAUCAUUGGAUUCCGUAUCAAGCGCCGCUAGCUCUUCAUCACAGAGUACAUUGUUACCGUUACAAGCCGAGAAACAGGUCGACUACAAUGGUCUCGAUUUCCGACUGAUCGUUGAUUCUAAAAGUGGACCUCAGGUCACCAUCAUUCUUGUAGCAUCUACUCACAUAGAGAAGGCAGCUUGGUGUAGUGACAUCAGUCAGUGUAUAGAGAAUCUACAUUACAGUGAUCUGUUAAAUAGCUCCAUGAGUGAGUCAUCAUCUGUAACCAUGCCACAGUCAGUGAGGUCAGAUCCCAAACUGUUUCGAGAUGAUGUGGAUAUCAAAUUCAGCCGUACUCUCAAUUCAUGUAAAGUUCCCCAGAUUCGGCACGGAAGUGUUGAGAGACUUCUAGAAAGGCUGACGGAUCUAAGAUUUCUCAGUAUUGAUUUCCUCAAUACGUUCCUGCUCACAUAUCGUGUGUUCACGACUGGUCAGAAGGUGUUGGAGGCCUUGAAGAAAGUCUAUAGAAGUCCUGAGGGAAUUACCUCGAGUAGCCUCGACUCAGACUUGCUACCUAAUACUGAUACUCCCUCAGACAAAACUGUUCUGAAUGCUGAAUUACUUGGAAGUGCUUUGCAACAGUUUACAAAGGACCCGCCAAGUGAGGAUAAUAAAAAUGUAAUAAAGCCACGUGUCGAGAACUUAGAUCGGAUACGACGAAUAAGCACAGGUUGUAUGAAGGUAGAGAUGAUGAGCAGUGUCUCGAAUGAUGAGACAUCGGCCCUUCCUACACAACGAACAAGCACAACUACUAAACAUGUUGAUUUUUUAAAAACUUUGAAACGAGAAGAUUCCAUGGACAGUGACGACAGUCCAAGUGAACUUGACAGUUUUCUAGAUCCCCCUAAACAAGCCCCAAUAGCAACAUGUGAGACUCUGUGUGACUCUGAAAUCCCUGAUAUACCUGCAAUAAAAAUGGAUCCUUCUCUGUCGGAGGUUGUUAUGCUUCCGUCGGAUUUCGGUGAAUCAUCAACAGACGAUUUUUAUCUGUUGAACAAUAAAUAUCUUAUGCCAGACGUUUGCACCGGAUUAUCUCUGAGUGUUUCUGAAUCGUUAGAUUCACACGUGUACGGCCUACAUUCUGUUCCCAGUUCGGAAACGUUAACACCCGGAACGCCACGACCUAGUCCAGCAACCAGCCCACUAGGCAGCCCACGACGCUCAUUACCACAACCUUUGACUCCAAAAAGCGGGGAGACAAGUCCCCGAAGGCCUUCAACACCUGUUAAAAUGCCGGAAAAAUAUUCAACAGACUUGUUUUCAUCGUCAACAACAUCUCCUCUGCGACUUGGCAAGCCAAAGAAAUCAUCUUCACCUGUGAGAAUUCCAUCUCCCAUAAUACGAUCUACCUCGCCUAAACAUUCAGCUAGGUCACCUAGUACUAGUCCCAAACUGAGACGGGCCCCCUCACCUAUCAGUUAUAGUUACUCAUCACCUAACAUAGUAGCACCACAAAUCAAAGUUAAACAUUUCAGUUCAGACUCUGAUACAUCUACAUCUAUAACUCCGAGAAGUAGCUUUGCCACACAUACAGAUGGUUCUCCUCCUCAAGCACGUGCAGGUGCCGUAGUGACAUCAUCUCGAGCAUCUAAACGAAGGGAGAUGUCACUAAGUCAAGUUAAAGAUUUACAUUGCCAUUUCACACGGCCUAGGUCGAGUUCAUCAGCAGCUACGGCCGCGUUUGCUGCUGCGACAGCUGGAUCAGGAGUUUACUCCCCUGAUCAGUCCUCGGCUAGAGUGCAGAGGUUUCUCAGUGCUGGCACUGGUGCUACAGACUCGAGAUUAUUAAAGAAGAGAGAGUCAGUAAUAAGUACAGCAGCAACUAUGAGAGUUCUUAACAUAAUUAAACACUGGGUCUCCAAACAUUCCCAGGAUUUUGACUGUGACAAUGAGCUGAAGGUAUCUGUGAUAGAUUUUCUGGAGGAGAUGGUAUGUAAUACAAAUCUGUUACCAGCUGAACACAAGGCUGCGGCUUCAAUACUGAGGACUCUUACCAAGGAAACAACAGAACCUAAAAUAGAUCUCACAAAACUUCUUGCUCACCCAGAGACAUCUUCAAAGGACACAUUUGAUAGUUUAUCAGCGUUAGACAUAUCUGAACAGUUGACAUUCCUUGAUCAUCAAAUAUUUACAUCUAUCAGGAGCGAAGAAUUACUUGGACAAGCGUGGAUGAAGCCUGACAAAUCUAACAAAGCUCCUCAUGUUCUUCUUGUCAGUAAGAGAUUUAAUGAGGUUAGUCGACUGGUUGUGACAGAGAUUGUAAGUAGAACCAAUCUACAGGAACGUGUAGCAUGUAUAGAGAAAUGGGCAGCAAUAGCAGAUAUAUGUCGAUGUAUGCACAACUAUAACGGGGUUCUUCAAAUCUGUGCUGCAUUUGUUAACAGCUCUGUAUAUCGAUUGAAGAAAACCUGGGAAAAAUUGUCAAAACAGACAAAACAGAUGAUAGAGAGGUUACAGACACUCGUAUCUUCUGAUGGCCGAUUUAAAAACAUGAGGGAUGCUUUACAUAGGUGUGACCCUCCAUGUAUUCCGUAUUUAGGAAUGUAUCUCACUGACCUGUCUUUCAUUGAGGAAGGAACACCUGAUAUGACAGAGGACAAUCUUGUUAACUUUUCUAAAAUGAGAAUGAUCGCUCACGUUAUCAGAGAAAUACGAUUAUUUCAACAAACUCCAUAUCGCAUAGAACAUCAUCCUCGAGUAACAAAUUAUUUACUAGACACUACACGACUGUACGACGAUGAGCAGACAUAUAAAGCCUCGUUAGACAUAGAACCAAAGAUGUCCCGUCUUUCAAUGGUACCUCAAACCGGAUCUUCAUGAUAUAUCCUUAUAUACGUGUACAUAUUCUGUGUACAUGAAGGUACAUUAUAUGGAAUGUUGGUCAAAUGUUAACAGAUAGCUGGGCAAUUCUUUGAUGAGCUACAAAAAGGAUGCUUUUGAUAAAUUUGAUAAAUAGAUCAAAUUGUUUUAUUUUGGCUUUGAUGUUUGAUACAGUGUGUUAAUAAGUGGGUAUCAUUCUGUGAUGUUUUAUUCUUCUUAAAUAAAAGAAAGCUGAAUAUGCUGUAUAAGAAUGAGGUAUUGUCAGUGCUAGUACAAGCUAGAGUUGUACCAAAUGAUUUCUUAGAACUGAAUAGUUAUUUUUUGUUAGAUAGAUUUUUAGUUAUAGACGAUUUUUUGACAAAUUAAAUUGUCCAGUACAAAGGGAGGUAAGUCAUAAAAAACCGAAGUCAUUAACAAACAGUUGUUUACACGGCCAAAACAUGUUUAAAGUAUUCAUACGAAGUUUGUAAAGUUCCUGUUAUAAAUUAGAAUUGGAGAUUAUAGAAUUCAUUAGUUAGCCACAGACAUGUUUAUAAGAUACAUAUAUAUCGAAAUUGUCCAAUAUAGAUCAAUAUUAAUCAAUGUUAAUCAAUAUAAAUCAAUAUUAAUCAACAUAAAUCAAUAUAACAUACUUGCAGUAUUAUAACUUAACUUUCUUAUAAUCCAAGAUACUUUUGGCCCCCAGAGAUAUAUAACCAUGAGGCCAUGUUAUAUGACCAUAAAACUAUUAUAUGACCUAAUGUAGCAAUGUUAUAUAACCAUGAGAGCUGUUAUAUGAUCACAGAAAUGCAUGUAGUUUACAUGGCCACAGAGCUUUGUUAUAUAAUCAUAAUGAUAUGCUAUUUGAAUACAUAGAUAUGUUAUAUGACCAUGAAUCACCUUUCCUAAUUGAUUAUGGAUAUCUAUGUUAUAUAACCAUAUAUCUGUGAUAUAUCCUUGGUGAUCUGUUAUAUAAAUCUCUGAUGUGACAUUUAGACUGUAUUCAAAGCAACACUUGCAGUCCUUUACUUUUGAUCUGGUGACUUGAUUGAAAACUAGGUAUUCAAUCCCAUUCUGUUGAAUAGUGGAUGCUUAGAAUAAGGUCAAGGUUUAUUAAAUUUUUUGGACAGUAUAUUAGGGAAUCCCUUUAAAAUAUCAGCUAUUUGAGUUGGAUUUUUUUCUUGCUAACAUUCUUUUACAUAUUAAAAGUUUAAGAGGUAUUUACUUUAUUAACAUGUAUACCUGCAAAAAUAUCAUCAAAUAAGUAUGUAUCAUCACCUUAGUGCAGUAACACGUUAAGUCCUUCUAAAUUUAAUAGGAGUUAACCAGUUAUUGCACUAAGGUGACAAUAUAUUAUUGGCAAUAACUUCAUAUACUCUUUGUUCUUUUUUUUUUUUCUUUUUUUUAUUAAAAACAUUUUGUAACAUUUUCUAAAAAAUUUACUAUAUUAUUGAAUAUCAUUAUCUUUUAAAGGGUUCAAGGGUUGUAAUUAAUACUUCAUUAAAAUUAUUAUUUUCUUGUAUUUAUUUGAUUAUAAUGGAGAUUUUACAUUUGUUUUUGUUUAUUUUUUUUUAAAGCAUUACCAUAUUCUUGAACAUUGACUUUUUGCUCUUUUAUUUAUUAGUAUUUACUUUUAGAGAAAUUCUCAAUGCUUUUGAGCAACUAUAAGUCCAUGUUAUAUAUCUUUACAUGAGCAUUAUUUUACUUUAUAUGAUAUUAUUAUUUAAACACUGAAAGUUUUGCUGGGAAUAAUAAAAUGUUCAGACCGAGCUUUUGGAAGAGAUUAUUACCUUUAGAUCUCUUCAUUUGGGUGAGAAAAGUUAAAGCCUCAUGCAUCUGGGUGAGCGAACGAAGUUUAACAAAAUCAAACUUGUUAGAGGAUAUAUUUCUUAUUUGCGAAGUAUUAAUUUACUUUAACACUAUACAUCUACCCCAUUACUUAGGAGUUAGGGGUUAUGUUAAGUUAUUCAGAAUUAUGUCAUGUAAUUUUUAUGCUCCCCAAAGGGAGAG
Ruditapes philippinarum (Manila clam) is the source of this 7522-nucleotide messenger RNA. RefSeq names its product ras-specific guanine nucleotide-releasing factor 1-like. Gene Ontology annotation, molecular function: guanyl-nucleotide exchange factor activity; protein binding. The coding region runs from base 995 to 5533 and encodes 1512 amino acids. NCBI's taxonomy places the organism in Eukaryota, Metazoa, Mollusca, Bivalvia, Venerida, Veneridae. The transcript is spliced from 33 exons. The record is from RefSeq and is a predicted model, not a curated record. Gene Ontology annotation, biological process: positive regulation of GTPase activity; Ras protein signal transduction. Gene Ontology annotation, cellular component: plasma membrane.